GCUGUCUGCCACACCUCCCUCCCCCUGUGCCUGUGUCCGAAAACCAGCCCUGCUGAAACAGAGGCCAGAGUUUCACAUUCCCUCAGGGGAUAUUGAGAAGAGAGAGAGUGACAGUUUAGAUAUUCAGAGAGAGAGAGAGAGAGAGAGAGAGAGAGAGAGAGAGAAAGAGAGAUAGAGAGGAAGGACACGCCGCCUACCUGAAGAAGGGGAGGUACAAGGCAUGACAGUAGACUGAGGCAGGGCAAAUGAGACGGAGAGAGCGAGCGAGAGAGGGAGAGAGAGAACAACAGAGUGUGAAAAGGCAAAAUAAAUCACCUGCCUCUCAGAUGGUCAGCCAUAAUUGCUGUCAGCAACACUGUGAAGAAACCCAGGAGAACUGCAUUCCAGAAGCUCGGACUGCUUUCCUCCCCUCUUACUUCUCCUCUCAGUUUUGUCCCUGUGCUUGUUUUUCUGAGGAAGCCAAGAACCUACUCUCUGGGACUUACCUUUGUGCGGGAGAGAACUUUUGCAACCCAGGACCGUGCCAGUGCCAUGCUGUGGUAAUCCAGUGUAAAAGCCCGUGUCACAGAUGGAGCUGAAAGUGUGGGUGGACGGCGUGGUGCGGGUGGUUUGUGGUCUGUCCGAGGAGACGUCCUGCGAGGAUGUGGUCAUCGCUCUUGCCCAGGCCAUUGGUCAGACGGGCCGUUACGUUCUGAUCCAGAAGCUCAGAGAUACGGAGCGGCAGCUGCUGGCUAAUGAGCGGCCACUGGAGUCCCUGGCUAAACUGGGCCAGCUGGGCAGCGAGGUUCAGUUCUUCCUGCGCCGCACCGGGCCCAGCAGCAGCGAUGGGCCGGCUCCAGACAGAGGAUUUCCUCUACCUAAACUUCCAGAGCCGGAGCCCCCGAAACGCAGGGAGCCGAAGAAGUCCCUCACCUUCAACCUGGGCCCCUCCUGCUCACCCAGAACUAAAAUAAAGCAGUUUAAGAAGCCGCCCAGAGACUCCCCAGAGCAGAGAGCGUCGCCCACUCCUCCUCCCCCAGCCCCCUCUAACGGCGUGUCCAAGGACGAGGUGUACCGUCAGGUGCUGCAGCAGCAGGAGAUGCUCCAGGCUCUGCAGGCCCAGCUGGAGGCCCUGGACCAGGAGGCCUGGGAGCUGGAGCAGCCCCCCGUCCCAGACCCCCGGCGGAAGGAAGAGCUGGAGCUGCUGGAUCAGACGGUGCGGAGGAACGAGGCGGAGCUGGCGCACGAGGACUUCUGGGAGAAGGAGCUGCGGGUGGAGGCGGGCCGGGAGCAGGGCAUGCGCAGGCAGCUGGAGGACCUGCGCUCCAAGACGGACAGCUGCGGGCGCCGGCUGCACGAUUUCGCCGCCCGCUCGGCGCAGCUGGAGCAGGAGAUCCAGCAGGAGAGCUCCCGGAGCGCGCCGCCCCCAUCCGAGGAGACGCUGGCUGCGCUGAAGGCGGAGGUGCAGAGGCAGCAGCAUCAUGGGGCUGAGCUGGAGGACUCCCUGACCGACACGGAGAGGGCGCUGGAGAGAGUGGACAAACUGCUGCAGGUUAAGAAUCAGGAGCUGGACGACCUGAACAAAGAGCUGCGGCAGUGCAACCUGCAGCAGUUCAUCCAGCAGGCGGGCGUCCCCGCCAGCCAAUCGCAAGCGCGCACAGACCUCCAAGAGCAGCUGGAGCAGCUGGAGCUGGCACGCCUCCUACCUGAAGGAUCCUGCAGUAAAGACUCCGUCCCGUUUCCCACGGAGUCGCCCCCUCGUCCCACUGCCAAGCAAUUCCUGGGAAACCCCCGUAACCUGCAGAACCCCCUGGUGUCCAGACUCAACCCCGAGGUCCUGACAUCCAGAGAGUCAUCGUGGAGAUAAAACGGCUACCGCAAGCCCGCGGAUUUCUGUCACUGCUCACUUUGUCACCACGUAUUAUCUUGUUAUUAAAGCUGUCAUUUUUGAUAUCAUAUAUAUAUAUAUAUAUUGU
Messenger RNA from Megalops cyprinoides (Indo-Pacific tarpon), 1955 nucleotides. Its product is annotated as ras association domain-containing protein 7-like. The record is from RefSeq and is a predicted model, not a curated record. Bases 569 to 1846 code for a protein of 425 amino acids. Gene Ontology annotation, biological process: signal transduction. NCBI's taxonomy places the organism in Eukaryota, Metazoa, Chordata, Actinopteri, Elopiformes, Megalopidae. The transcript has 6 exons.